Molecule: messenger RNA, 1407 nt
Organism: Funneliformis mosseae
Lineage: Eukaryota; Fungi; Glomeromycota; Glomeromycetes; Glomerales; Glomeraceae
Source: the annotation of a GenBank genome assembly
AUGGCUCAAACAAAUGAUAUAGAAAAUCAAAUGAAUGAAUUAACGAUACAAAAUAAAAAUAAUGAGACCAAACCUAGGAUUAUCGCUUCGUUAUCCCUUCAAACCAUUAUUCCGGAACUUGUAGAGUAUAUAUUAAUUUAUCUACCGAUUCCUUAUACAGUUUCACCUGUUUGUAAAUUGUUUCAUGAGAUAGUUUCGAAAUCAUCAAGUUUUAAACGACGUUGGCUUCGACUUUGGCUUCAUCCAAGAUUACCAGAUGCGUUCUUACCAAAGUAUUCUGAACUAUGUCAAGCGGUUGAAACCAAAACACCAUUUUAUAUAUUAGUACAAAUCAUCGAUCUACGAAGAUUAUAUAAUCAACCACUUGCAUCAUCAUCUGGGGGAAGUGUAUCCAAAUUAUUUGAUAAAGCUUUCAAACAUGAAGAAAGGGAGAAAUUAAUUAAUUUCCUAUUAUCUAGGGAUUUAAAUAUUGAUAAAUAUAUUAAAGAUCAUGCAUCAAAAGAUUUUGAAAGCACCGAAGGGGGAUCAGAACCGGAACGCAAAUCAAAAAAGGAUUAUCUCUCACCAUUAAUCAUAGCGGCGCAAACGUCAAGAAAGUUUGUGAGAAAACUUGAAUUGACGAAAACGUACUUUUCGGAUACGGAUUUGGCAUUCGCGAUCGUUCUAUAUGAAAGGCUUGACGUUGCAUCCGUUUUAUCGAAUCAUCCACAGCAUACAUUAGAUAUUUUGGAAGAAAGUGUUGACAGGCAAUACACGGAAGGGAUCGCAUGGGCGUUUAAACAUGGAGUUGGAAAGGUGCAAAAACAAAAACCUUUGUACCUUCGAAUGUGCAUUGAGAAAGCUGACGUUAAAUCGGCAAGACAGAUCAUAGAGAGUGGGGCCAACAUUAACAUAUCACCAUCAGCGCACACGGAUGAUCCGACAAGUUAUGGGUCCACGAGCCUUUUGGAGUUUUGUAUUCAAUGUUAUUUCGCAUACGCCAGCGAGGAAGGAAAUAAACAAGCAAGGCGGGAGUUGAUCGAACUAUUCCUGACAUCAGGAUCUGAUCCAAACGCGGACGAUGGUAGACCAUUAGCACUAUGCGUGACCAAUCAUGAUUACGAGAUGGUCCGACUGUUGUUAAAUUAUGGCGCCGACGUGAAUUGUGAUGAUAAGUUGGCGAUUAGGAUAGCGACCGAUAUGGGGUACAAAGACAUGGCAAGGAUGUUAUAUCGUAUAUCCAAACCGGAUGAAAUGUCACAAUCUAAUCCCACGAUUAGCUCAACCGGUGAAGUUGUUAAAGGGAUGGUGAAAAGAAUGAGCAUGUUGGGAAGGGGUAGGAGAAGGAGCGAAGGAGAUGCGAAUCAUCAUCAUGUAAGACAAGGAUCUAGUAUUUAUGUCCAUAAGAAAGGUGCUUCAAGAGGUUAA